AUGUUGAGCAAAGGCAAGGCCUCGAAGGGAAAGCAAAGAAUCGAAUUGAAGAAGAUCGAGAACGAGAAUGCGCGGUACGCAUCUUUCACCAAGCGCCGGACGGGCCUCUUCACCAAGGCCUGCGAUCUUGCAACGCUGUGCGGGCCGGACAUUGCGGUGUUGGUGUUCUCCCCCGUGGGGAAGUGCUACUCCUUCGGUAGUCCCUCGGUGGACCAGGUGGUGUACCGGUACAUGUCUGGUUCCCCACCAUCCUCUGCGGGCACGAGAAGUGGGCCGACGAAUGAGGUGCAGAAGUUGAACCAGGAACUGAUGGAGCUCAGUAAGAAGCUCGAGGCCAGUGCGGCGCAACAGGCCGUGCUGCAGGAGAGAUUGAGAGUGGCUGCCCAAGCCGGCGAGUGUAAGUGGCUAGAGAAUGUGGAAAGGCUUGGCCUGGAAGAGCUUCGGCGGCUCAAAGAGUCGCUGGGGCAGCUCAAGUCGCAAGCCGACAAGCGGAUGAAUGAGCUACUCCGAGGCGGAGGGCCUUCGUCUUCCACGACAGGAUCUUCGAGAACUGCAUUGACCGUUACCCCCAAAAACAUGGCGAAUCCAUUUGAACCGAUCACUUUGUAUCCAGACGACUCGUCCGGUGAGGGCUUUGGCUCAGCCGGCUUCUGA
Messenger RNA from Ananas comosus (pineapple), 654 nucleotides. Its product is annotated as agamous-like MADS-box protein AGL29. The transcript has a single exon. Bases 1 to 654 code for a protein of 217 amino acids. The record is from RefSeq and is a predicted model, not a curated record. Gene Ontology annotation, molecular function: DNA-binding transcription factor activity, RNA polymerase II-specific; protein dimerization activity; RNA polymerase II cis-regulatory region sequence-specific DNA binding. Gene Ontology annotation, biological process: regulation of transcription by RNA polymerase II. NCBI's taxonomy places the organism in Eukaryota, Viridiplantae, Streptophyta, Magnoliopsida, Poales, Bromeliaceae.